AUGCCACCAAAAGGAAAGGACAAAGGGGCGGGCGGCUCGAAAGUCGCCGUCGACAAGACGUUCGGUAUGAAGAACAAAAAGGGCGGAAAGGGGCAAAAGCAGGUAGCGCUCAUCCAUUCACAGCAAAAGGUGGCGGGCAAGUCGAAAGAGCAACUAGCCAAGGAGAAGAAGAAGGAAGACGAAAAGAAGGCCGCCGCGGCCGCCGCAAAGGAGCGAGCGGCGGACCCGUUAUUCAGCAUCAUCCAACCCAAGGUGCCGUUUGGCGUCGACCCGAAGACGGUCACCUGUGCCUUCUGGAAAGCGGGGCGAUGUGACAAGGGCACCAAGUGCAAGUACGGGCACAGCAACGACGCGGGGCGCAAGACCGAGAAGAAGGACCUGUACGUCGACAUGCGCGACGAAAACGAAGACAAGAAGCUCGACACGAUGGACAAGUGGGACGACGCCAAGCUGGAAUCCGUCAUCCUGUCCAAGCACGGCAACCCCAAGUCGACCACGGACAAGGUGUGCAAGUUCUUCCUGCAGGCCGUCGAGGACGGCAAGUACGGCUGGUUCUGGGAAUGCCCCAACGGCGGCGAAAAGUGCAUGUACCGCCACCGCCUCCCGCCAGGGUUCGUGCUCAAGUCGCAGAAGAAGGAACUCGAGGCGCUCGAAAAGGCAAACGAGAUCAGCCUCGAAGACUUCCUCGAAACCGAGCGCCACAAGCUCGGCACCAACCUCACCCCCGUCACCGCCGAGACAUUCGCAGCAUGGAAGAAGCAGCGCAUGGACAAGAAGCAGGCCGAGAACGAGAUGCUCCAGAAGAAGAAGGAGGCGCAGGCCGCCGCCAACAAGAUGGCCGGCUUGAGCGGCAGGGAGAUGUUCUCGUUGAAUCCAGACAUGUUUGUCGACGACGACGACGACGGCGACGACGACGGCGAGUUCGAUCUGGUGCAGUACAUGAACAAGGACUGGGAGCAGGGGAGGCAGGACGACGACGAGCGCAGGGGCGUCAGCGAGGACGAGGACGAGGCGGUGGCGGUGGCCAACGGCGUGGGCAACUUGUCGGUCUGA
Molecule: messenger RNA, 1053 nt
Organism: Sporisorium graminicola
Lineage: Eukaryota; Fungi; Basidiomycota; Ustilaginomycetes; Ustilaginales; Ustilaginaceae
Exons: 1
Coding region: 1-1053 (350 amino acids)
Biological process (GO): cytoplasmic translation
Cellular component (GO): cytosol
Molecular function (GO): metal ion binding; mRNA binding
Source: RefSeq, a predicted model, not a curated record